Messenger RNA from Eutrema salsugineum, 1342 nucleotides. Its product is annotated as thaumatin-like protein 1b. Bases 110 to 952 code for a protein of 280 amino acids. Gene Ontology annotation, biological process: defense response. The record is from RefSeq and is a predicted model, not a curated record. Gene Ontology annotation, cellular component: extracellular region. The transcript is spliced from 4 exons. Lineage: Eukaryota; Viridiplantae; Streptophyta; Magnoliopsida; Brassicales; Brassicaceae.
AGUAGAGGCCCUCUCUCUCCCUCUCCCCACUAUUCUCUCAUCCGCCACCGAAAGUAGAGUGAAUCUCACCACUUGGGCAUUCUACUUUCUCAAUCCCAAUCCUGCAUCUAUGGAUCGAAUCCUGAUGAUUAUGAUCUUGGGGUUUUUCUUAUCUCUUCAAGGAGUCGAGCUGAUUUCAUUCAAGAUCACCAAUCGUUGCCGGAACACGAUAUGGCCCGGUUUUCUCUCCGGCGCCACCUCACCGCCACUCCCCACAACUGGAUUUCGCUUAGCUAGAGGAAAAUCCAAGACCGUCAGAAUACCGGCGUCGUGGUCCGGUCGUCUCUGGGCAAGAACCUUGUGCUCGCAAGAUCCGUCCUCCGGUUCUUUCGCCUGCUUGACCGCAGACUGCGGCUCCGGUAAGGUCGAGUGUUCCGGCUCCGGAGCCAAACCUCCCGCAACGCUCGCCGAGUUUACCCUCAACGGCACCGGAGGACUAGACUUCUACGACGUCAGCCUUGUCGACGGCUACAACCUCCCGAUGCUUAUUCUGCCCAAGAAAAUUGUCGUCGGAGGAUGCGGGGCCACGGGGUGUCUCGUGGACCUCAACGGCGCGUGUCCGAGAGACCUGAAGCUCAUGGCUCGAGGGAAUAGGAACGGCGUCGCUUGCCGCAGCGCGUGCGAGGCGUUCGGAGACCCGCGCUUUUGCUGCAGCGGUGCGUACGCGACGCCGGACACGUGUCAGCCGUCGGUUUACUCGCUCUUCUUUAAGCACGCGUGCCCUCGCGCCUACAGCUACGCCUAUGACGAUAAGACGAGCACCUACACUUGCUCCACCGGGGCCGACUACGUCAUCAUCUUCUGUCCGCCGCCGUAUACAAGCGAGAAGCUAUUAGGAUCGAGGAAAGACGGGGCGACUCUACCGCUAGUAAACAAGAGCAUGAUACAUUUGCCGCAUCCGCGCAGCAGCUGAGCCGCCGCCUUCUAUUAGUCUUAGGCAGAUAGCAAAAUUCAUGUAAAGUUGGUGAUACUAAGGGUGGGAAAUUGUGUAAAUAUAUAUCCUCUUCUUUUGCAUCCCCUUUCUUGUUUCAAAAUUUCCACCCAAGAAUUGCUGUUUUUGUCCUCUGCUUCUUCUUUGUCCAUCUUAAGAUAAAAAUGCCAUCUUGCGUGGUUUUUACUGCACAUUGUAAAACUAAAAAUACUGUUCAAGGGAUCGAUAUAAUAGGCACAGCCCAUUUAGCACGCUCGUCGGCAAAAACCAAGCCUUUGCCCUCUGUCCUUCACUUUCUCUCUUCUUUUUCCUUUUUUUCUCUUUUUUUUUUCUUCUUGGAUUAACUCAUUUUUGAGUGGAGUGUGGCAGUCA